Molecule: messenger RNA, 444 nt
Organism: Fusarium vanettenii 77-13-4
Lineage: Eukaryota; Fungi; Ascomycota; Sordariomycetes; Hypocreales; Nectriaceae
Exons: 2
Coding region: 1-444 (147 amino acids)
Source: RefSeq, a predicted model, not a curated record
AUGUACCUGCCCAUCUGCAACCUCAACUUUGGACGACAGGACAAGUCAGUCACCAAGGACUACAACCGCCUUGUAAUGCCAAAGUUCCGAGAGCGAGUUCGAUGGAUUCAACGCAAGAUGAUCGAGUAUGGCGCCUUGGUCAAGACGCCCAACGGAUGGGCCCGAGAGCCCGGACGUCGAUUUGCCAACGCCGAGGAAGCCGGUCUCUGGCUUGACAACAAACUGACACUGGCUUCAACCCCAACCUCAUCUCCCGCUCAGCCGUUCCAGGCCCAAGGCAUCCAGAACUCAAUGUGGAGCCAUAGCAGGUCGAUCCCCACUGUCGACGAUCCCUUGCCAGAGAUGGGACAACUUUGCCUCAACGACGACUCAACCAGCAGCAGCAUCUUUAAAGAUUGCGUGGCCCCAGACUACCAAGCCCGAUCGCGAGUCGAUCUUGGAUGA